Ramularia collo-cygni is the source of this 942-nucleotide messenger RNA. RefSeq lists its product as uncharacterized. The record is from RefSeq and is a predicted model, not a curated record. NCBI's taxonomy places the organism in Eukaryota, Fungi, Ascomycota, Dothideomycetes, Mycosphaerellales, Mycosphaerellaceae. The coding region runs from base 1 to 942 and encodes 313 amino acids. The transcript is spliced from 5 exons.
AUGGCUUUCGCUGCAGCGACUGCGGUCCAGCAGGCUUCGACCCACACCUACACAGCGAACUUUCUCACUGAUUGGUGCAUUGGGAGCGUUCCACACGGAGGAGUGGUUUGCUCCACCUUCAUGAAUGUCGUCAAACUACACUUCAACACCACCCUCAAGAAGCAGAAUCAACCUCAUACCUUGGCACUGCAUCUCGACUUUCUAAGACGCACCGACGCCGGCAAAGCAACCUUUACGGUCAAAGAUGUCAAGCUCGGACGUCAAACCUCAGUUGUCCAGGUCACGCUCUCUCAAGGAGAGCGUGAAGAAGUUGUUGGGUACAUCACCCAAAGCAACCUCGCCGCCGAAAAAGGCAUUUCUUUCAACACGAACUGGUCUCCCCAUCCCAAGCGAGUACCGCUAACCUCCACCAAAUCUCUCGAAUCCGGCCAAGACUCCGCAUGGGCAGAACUCCCCGAAUGGCCCAAUACGAAAUUCCGCAAAGCCACUGGUCAAGUCCGCUCCUGGUUCCCUACAGCCGGCCAACCCGCUCAGAACAUCUACGAUCAAUGGAUGUGUCUCCGAGACCCUACCGAACGCUGGACGAAUGAGAAACUUGGAUUCCUAGUCGAUCUCUUCCCGCAAAUCUGCGAGGUCUUUGUUUUGAACGGUGUUGAUCAAUACAGCCCAACACGCGCAUCAAAGGAGGUUAAACAUCUCCCCUAUUGGUACCCGACUCUGMUCUUGAAUCUAGACGUCAAGAAGGCGUUACCGGAAGAAGGCGUCAAAUUUCUGUUUACGAGACUGCAGACUAAGGUUAUCAAGAAUGGGAGAUAUGAUUUGGAGAUUGUGGUAAUGGAUGAGGAGGGCGAUAUUGUGGCUUUGAGCCAUCACGUUUGUUUCGUGGUUGGUGCGGAGAGGAAUACUUCUGCGAGAAGAAAGCCGGAUGCUACGAAGCUUUGA